AUGUUAGUGCUGAUAACACUUCUUCAACUGAUAUUUGCCGAUGCAGACCCAUUUCGACAAAUCACUCCAGACGAUUACGUUUCAUUUACAAAAGACAAAACCGUCUCACAUCUAGUCUUUUAUUGGUCACCGGGGUGUCACUGGUGCAAAGUUCUUCGCAACGACUUAGUCACCCUUUCAAAGGAAGUGCCAUCUGUUGAUAUAGUCGAACUCAAUUGCUAUUUAUACAAAACUUUCUGUAGUACACAACGCGCCUCGAACAUCCCCAAACUGUAUUUAGUUCAAGGGCCGUAUAGUUAUCAGUGUUAUGACAGAGAUAUUCCUUUAAUGAAAGAAUUUCUUCUUUCCCAUCUGAAACGGAAGUGA
Entamoeba invadens IP1 is the source of this 366-nucleotide messenger RNA. RefSeq lists its product as hypothetical. Gene Ontology annotation, biological process: protein folding. Bases 1 to 366 code for a protein of 121 amino acids. The record is from RefSeq and is a predicted model, not a curated record. Gene Ontology annotation, molecular function: protein disulfide isomerase activity. Lineage: Eukaryota; Evosea; Mastigamoebida; Endamoebidae. Gene Ontology annotation, cellular component: endoplasmic reticulum. The transcript has a single exon.